AUGGGCAAUGGAAAGCUUAUUAAGAAUGUGUUGACUCACAUGAAACGCACGGGCAACUUCGUCGGGACCGCCCCCGCUCUAGGCGAGCAAUCUUCUCAUAGGAAUGAAUCAGAUUUGUCCAAAGAGAAAGAGUACAGUCGAGUCCUCAAAUAUUCGAGCUAUGACCCGUCUUUGACCAAAGAAGAUUUCGUUAGACUGAUACCACACGUGAGAUUUUCAGACGCAAGAGAACCCCAUCCUUUGGCGGAGUUUGAUGUGUGGAAAGUGAGAGAUCCCAGAUACUUCCAGUUCCGUGACAGUUACCAUCUAAUAUUCAAAGAUUUCAACAUGCUCAACAAUUACAGGAAAAGCGUGCGUUUAAGCAGGAUUGACGGUCUACGCGCUGUUUUUAGUGUAAGGGACAAAUCUGUGAAACCGGAAGAUAGCAUUGCUGCGUAUGUGUCAAACUUGCUGGCAGCGUUUGACUCGUCGGAAAGCUAUUUCCGAGCGUUGAAACACUGCAGGUUUGUGAAGCCCGACGCGAACAAAUCGCUGGAACAGAUGGCCGAAGAAUUGGCAAACGCCGAGAAAAAAUCUCUAUUGAUAUGGAAUAUACCUCCGACGCUGCGUGCAUGCGACGUGCUCGAAAAAUUUUGGUUCUAUGACAUCAAACAUUGGUUUAAACUGUAUUGGGAUCCACAUACGGGACGGAACCUUUCGUUCUUAGCGUUCAAUUCAGAGUUGGACUGCACUAGGUUCCGGCAGAAUUUCCACGGUGCGUAUUUCUCUGAGAGCGAAGAGUGUAAAUUGCUCGUAGAGGCAUUGAAGUAA
Lachancea mirantina is the source of this 810-nucleotide messenger RNA. The record is from the annotation of a GenBank genome assembly. Lineage: Eukaryota; Fungi; Ascomycota; Saccharomycetes; Saccharomycetales; Saccharomycetaceae.